AAUAAUAACCACGCCCACCAAUACUUCGAGACUCCUAGAUCCUAGCUAGCUAGCACUAGCUGCACUAGACAUGACAGAGGAGAAGUUGAAGCCAGUAAUGGUCGUCCUCCCUCAGAAGAAGACGGGGGACGCUACAUGUGCAAUGCCAUAUGUGGUGAAUGGUGUCACCUUUGACCUCUCAUCCCCUACACAUGUCAUCCGAUUACCCACUGCCAAAAAGACAUCGGAAGCUCCAGCCAAUGAGAGCUCUGUAGCCGUGGCAACCAAGAGAGGCCAGGCACACAAAGAGAUUGAGCGUCGGAGGAAGUUGAAGAUAACAACAGCUAUUUCACAAUUAGAGUCCUGUCUGCCCUUUAAGAUCCUUGGUAGAGUGCGCCAUGGGGAUGUGCUGGAGGGAGCUAUUAAUCACAUCAAGAAGUUGACUCAGGAGAAUGAAGAGUUGAGAGGACAAAGCAGUUCAACAGAGAGUGAUCUGAGGGCAACACUGGCUUCACUGAGACUAGAGAAUCUUCUGUUGAAGGAGCUCCACUCGAUCAUGACACCAGUACAAGAGGAGGUACCAGCCGCUACCACUACCAGCAGCUCUCAGGAGGGUCAGACAUGGACUGUAGCAUCAUUAUUAGCCUGUAAGCCUACACCCUCUACCAACCCUCCGCCUACCACUGGUGGUAUCGUACAACCAUGGUUGAGAGAUCCAGUCCCUCAGUCCCCUACAGAGAGAACUCCGUAUGGAGUGAGAUACAAGCCUUAUCAGACACCACCAUACCAGCAGUACAGUGAAGGACCCCCCAGGGAGACAGGCUAUAUACCCCCCACACACUCGACUAACGAUUACUCUCGAUACAUGCAAGACUACAACCCAGGGGGUCCUGUAUCACAUGAUCCUCAGUUGAUGUCACGUGACCCACAUGUGGUGUCAUACGAGUCAUACCCCCCACAUACGUCUGUGUGGAGACCUUACUCUGAGCCCCCCCACAGACUCUCAGGAUUUGGACUGUCUGACAUUUUGUCUCAUUCUCCCUCUGACCAUUUAGAGCCACCACCACCCUCUAGCUCAUUCCUUGUGGACUCACUAUUAGAUGAUAUUUAAUAUUUUUAUAAUUAUGCCUCGAGGCGUAGCCGCACGAGGGAUACGGUAAAGCUGACUGUGUGUGUGUCUGUCUGUGUGUGUGUGUGUGUAUUCCAGCUAUAACUGCUCAACGGUUACAAUGCGACGAAAACUAACAGCUUUUAUAGGCUUCUAGCCACGUUCUCUUGGAUUUUGAUUCGUGGAUUAGCAAACUAAAGCUUCUUUCUCGAGUUAUGGCUAGUUUGACUCACAUUGAAGGCUGUUGCAGUCUCUUCAGAAUCUUUCAUAGCAUCAUCUGUCCGCACAAACUUUCUAUUCAACAUAUGAGUUAGCCUUGCACUAAAGCGCUAGCUUUUUGUUAGCUACAAUACUCAGAAAAUAUCUGUUAAAACAGCUAGCUAGCAGUACAGUAGCCAUUUGUAAAAUUGAUCUCUUUGGACACACCCUUUAAUUAUUCCUGUGGAUGUAAUGCGCAUGCGCGCUCAUUCCCCAUGUGUGAGAAAAUAAUAUCCAAGAUCCAGAUCCAGAUCCUCCUGGCAGAAUCAUCUUUGUCUUGAGGGCCUGGUAAGCCACAAAACACUACCAUAUAACAAUAUAGAUAACAAUAUGCAUGUACACAGGUCUUUUCUUCUUAGAUAUUAUAUACACUGAACUACAGAUCCUGGAAGAAUCAAUUUUCUUCUUUCUUGAUGUCCUGGUAAGCCACAUAAUACAAAAAAUAAUAACUUACAAUAGAUGCAUGUAAAUAAGUCUUUUCUUCUCAGUGACUUUAUAUAGAUAAGCUAACUUUAAUAUAAAAUUCAUUAUAGAUAACACUCUAAUACUUUUGAGCGAAAGCAAAAACAUGGCGAGAGGCAUUAGCACAGCGCCAGCUUGAACACUAGUUAUAUUCAGCGAACAAUUACAUUUGUGUAUUUCUGAUCUGUUCAUUCUAAUAAAUUUUUACACAGACUCUCAGGAUUUGGACUGUCUGACAUUUUGUCCCAUUCUCCCUCUGACCAUUUAGAGCCACCACCCCCCUCUAGCUCAUUCCUUGUGUCCCAUUCUCCCUCUGACCAUUUAGAGCCACCACCACCCUCUAACUCAUUCCUUGUGUCCCAUUCUCCCUCUGACCAUUUAGAGCCACCACCACCCUCUAGCUCAUUCCUUGUGUCCCAUUCUCCCUCUGACCA
Halichondria panicea is the source of this 2241-nucleotide messenger RNA. RefSeq lists its product as uncharacterized. Gene Ontology annotation, molecular function: protein dimerization activity. Lineage: Eukaryota; Metazoa; Porifera; Demospongiae; Suberitida; Halichondriidae. The transcript is spliced from 4 exons. The coding region runs from base 71 to 1090 and encodes 339 amino acids. The record is from RefSeq and is a predicted model, not a curated record.